UGUUAAUCUACAAGUUGUAGAAAGGAAAACUAUUUCAAGUCAAAAUCAAUUAAAUUUAACAGAUUCUGCUUUUAUCAACUUGAAAUUUGAUAGUGGAAAAUUCAAAAACCAGUAUUUCAGGUCAGUUAUCAGCUUUCUAAAAUUGAUAUUAAUUAUUAUCACUCACAAUAAUGUUUCUUAUUGCCGUCAUAGAAAAAACGUUUGUUUACUGAGAAUCAUGUGAUUAUUGGUUAUUUGGAUUAAAUGAAAUUCAUGAAACUGUAUCCAGACGAUCAAACAAUGAAGUUCCUCAAACCUAUUUUAUUUUCUCGAAGGUUGUACUCUGCACAUAAGGCUACGCAAAAGAUUGGUGAAUAUGAUGUUGCUAUUAUUGGUGGGGGAAUCAUAGGUACAGCAACAGCAAGGGAAUUAUUAUCUGUAUAUCCAAAGCUUAAAGCUGUUUUACUAGAAAAAGAGAAAGAGCUCGGAAUACAUCAGACAGCUAACAAUAGUGGAGUGAUUCAUGCAGGAAUAUAUUAUACACCAGGAUCACUCAAAGCAAAAUUAUGUGUGGAAGGAAGCAAACUUACUAUGAAACAUUGUGAUGAAAAAAAGAUACCCUAUAAGAAAGUAGGUAAACUCAUUGUUGCAACUGAUGAGGAAGAAGUCAAAUAUCUUAAAGUUUUAUAUGAACGGGGACUUAGUAAUGGUGUUCCUGGAUUAGAGUUGAUUGAUUCUCAAGAAAAAAUACAUAAAAUAGAACCAGAAUGUAAAGGUUUGAAAGCUAUAUGGUCUCCAAAUACAGGGAUAGUGGACUACAAAAAUCUUGCUAUAUCUCAUGCAGAUGAUUUUCACACUGUAGGUGGUGAAAUCAGAUUACGUGCUGAGGUUGCUACAAUAGAAGAGUCUGGAAGAGAGGACUAUCCUGUUAAAGUUGUUGAUACUCAUGAUCAUGUUUUAGUAGCAAAAUAUGUUCUAACUUGUGCAGGACUGUAUUCUGAUAAGAUUUCAAUGUUAACUGGUUGUCCUAGAAAUCCUAGAAUUGUGCCUUUCAGAGGUGAAUAUUUACUAUUAAAGCCUUCCAAGAGAAAAAUGGUGAAAUGCAACAUUUAUCCUGUUCCAAAUCCAAAACUCCCAUUUUUGGGAGUACAUUUCACCCCAAGGAUGGAUGGAAAUGUUUGGCUGGGACCUAAUGCAGUUUUGGCUUUCAAGAGAGAAGGAUAUAGUUACUUUGAUAUAAACUUUUUGGAGCUUAUAGAUGCUUUAACAUAUACUGGAUUCAUAGCACUCUGUCUCAAAAAUAUGAAAUAUGGAGUGGGCGAAAUGAUACGUUCAAUAAUAUGGCCUCUUCAAAUUAAACAACUACAAAAAUACUUGCCAAAUAUAACAAGUGAAGAUUGUGAAAGGGGUCCUUCAGGUGUUAGAGCUCAAGCAUUGGGUCCUGAUGGUAAACUACUUGAAGAUUUUUAUUUUGAUAAAAGUCAAAAAGGCCAAUUGAAGGAUAGGGUUCUACAUUGUAGAAAUUGUCCAAGUCCAGGUGCCACCAGUUCAAUGGCAAUAGCUAAAAUGCUGGUUGAAAAAAUGGGUAAGGAAUUUGGUCUUGAGAAAAUACAUGCAGAAAUAAAAAAAAAAUUAAAGACUUGAAGUGAAGUAAUGUACAAAAAUAAAUCGAUAAAAAGUCUGUGUAAUCUUAUGAUUAUACUACGUUAGAUCAAAGCUGAAAUUUAUCUUCUGAAAUAAUAGGAUAUUUGACAAAUUUUGAAAACCUCUCUAAUUAUUCGGUGAUACUUAUUAAGCAUAAUAAAAGUGGAUAUUUUCAAUUCGCAUAAAUAUUUUUCAAAAUAAUAGCAAUGAAAAAAAGACCUCCAGAAUUCAAUUUCACCUAACAAGGCAUCAGAGACAUCCCUUGGAUAUAUAGAAAAUGAUGUGCCUUAUACAAAAGUGUUUGUUUUAUUGAUUCAACCGUUUUCUUUUGUGAAGAUCAUUUUUAUGUAAGCAAUAAACUUAUUAGUAUUUCA
This is a messenger RNA of Harmonia axyridis, 1997 nucleotides long. Its product is annotated as L-2-hydroxyglutarate dehydrogenase, mitochondrial. Lineage: Eukaryota; Metazoa; Arthropoda; Insecta; Coleoptera; Coccinellidae. Bases 244 to 1623 code for a protein of 459 amino acids. Gene Ontology annotation, molecular function: (S)-2-hydroxy-acid oxidase activity; (S)-2-hydroxyglutarate dehydrogenase activity. The transcript has 5 exons. The record is from RefSeq and is a predicted model, not a curated record.